Myripristis murdjan (pinecone soldierfish) is the source of this 4871-nucleotide messenger RNA. It is a transcript of the gene mideasa, whose product is annotated as mitotic deacetylase associated SANT domain protein a. The coding region runs from base 760 to 4008 and encodes 1082 amino acids. Gene Ontology annotation, cellular component: transcription regulator complex; histone deacetylase complex. Gene Ontology annotation, molecular function: transcription corepressor activity. Lineage: Eukaryota; Metazoa; Chordata; Actinopteri; Holocentriformes; Holocentridae. The transcript has 12 exons. Gene Ontology annotation, biological process: regulation of transcription by RNA polymerase II; negative regulation of DNA-templated transcription. The record is from RefSeq and is a predicted model, not a curated record.
CUGUAAACUUGUGCUCGUCAAAUGCUCUGUUCGCCUGGCAAAAACCGCAGUUUGUUGAAACGCUUUCGGUUGCUGCUGAUUUUUAAACUUAAACAUGACUGGCUAUCGCUCCGAUGAUUGCACGAGCCCCUUCGUUUCCUGUAUUUCUUGUUAUGCCAAAUGGCAGCUUUGCACUGUAAGCGCCUCGUUGUUGUUGAUGGCUGCUUCUGAACUUCAGUCACUAAUCAUUAAUACAACGUCCAUUCUGCACGUGCCAGCAUGAAAAUGUCGAAGUAUAUUUUCGAUCGAGAAGGCUUAUCUCGUUUAUUGUGCUCAGCUGUCUGCAGGCAUGCUCUCUAACUCCUUUUAACUUUCUUGACUGGACUGUUUGCUUGUGUAGGCCUCAAUUUCCUCUUUGCUGCUGCAGACGACUGAAGAAACACAACCUUGUUAAACUUGUAUCCGGAGUAAAAGACAGUUUCUAACCCUUCCGUUUCUCUCAUAAGGUUCUGCACCCUAAAGAGGAUCUGAAGGAUGGACAGCAAACCUCAGAUUUGAUUUUUGGAAGGAGCGUUGCAUGCUCCCCACCCUCUGUCCUUUCCUUUGGGAUUUAUGUUUCCUCCCAAAUACCUCUGUUUACACAAUUACACAAAGAAAUUCUCAACCAGAGGCAGUGAAGGCACACUGCACUGAAAGCAACCCAGUUUUGCUCUCUGGACAUUUGGAGAUCAAGUUUGAGAGCUCUGACUCUAACCUUUUUUUAAACUUUACAAUAUUACUAUGAGUCUUCCUCCUCAAGUUAACACUGACAAGAGCGGCAAGCAUAGGGCUGCGGCCAUGAAGGAGCCUGUGCAGCAUUCUGGGGAGGUUUAUUAUGGCAUGGGGCCUCCGACUUUAGAACCGAGCCACAGUGACUCUGGUGGCAGCUCUGGCGUUUAUAACCCGGAGAAAGCUCCCCAAAGUCGGCUGCACUACCAACAGGCCGCUCCGGUGAAGUGGAUUCACCAGGAGACCUUACAGCGCCCAGCCUGGUCUCAGGCAGCCCCGUUGCCAGACUGGGGCCAGAACUUUGGCCCCUAUAUGGGUGAGGUGAAUGUCAGGGGUCAGAUGGCCUUCCACAAAGGCCCCCAUGAAGGUGGAGCUCUGCAGAUGGGGGGAGAAAAUCAACCGUCAGGAUCUGUCGAUGUUUACAGAGAGCCCACCCAGGCUCAUGCCCAGGCCCCGGGGAGGGUCCUUGAGUGGGAGCAGCAUGCUGCGGCUGCAAUGCAUCAGGCUCAGCUCCAGGCCUAUCAGCAGGGUCAUAAAGUUGUAGACCUCCAGGGUCAAGCCCAUGUUCCUUCUCACACUAUGGCAGGGUCUGUGCUGCAACCCUUCCAGACAACAUUUAGGCCCACCAAGCAACAGUUUCCAUCUGGGUAUUAUCCUGUGUUCCAGGGGAACAAAGGGAUGUCCCGCCUCGCCUACAACGAGCAGCCGAAAUCUCAACACCUGCUCCACCAGAUGCAGCAACACCAAAUGCAUCAUCAGCAACAACAACCGCAACAACAGUUGCAUCAACAGCAUCACCAUCAGCUACAACAACAGCAUCAUUUGCAGCAACAACAGCACCAAAUGCAACAGCAGCAAAUCCAGCAGCAACAAAUGCAGCAAAUGCAGCAGCAGUAUCACCAGCAGCUACAGGAGCAGAGGCAACAAAUGCAGCAAAUGCAGCAGCAGCAGCAACAACAACAACAACAACAGCCACAACUGCAACCACAACCACAAAAUGUACCACCACAAGAAUCAACACAGUUACAGGUGCAACCAAAGCAGCAACAAACCCAAAGCUUCCUGACGUAUCAGCCGCCUGAACCAUGUCCACCUAACAGCAGCCCUAAAAAGGAAACUGUCCAGUCGAUGGUGCAGCAACAGGAAGCUGAGGCCCAGCCCAGUGAUACAUCAGUCUUACCUAACCCAUGCCCCGAGAAGCCCUCCUCAAAUCCCACAGAAGCCUCAGAUGAGACACCGGUCGUCCCUCGGCGCUCACGCCGCCUUUCCAGAGAUGGACUUUCCCCACUGGCCCCCCCAUCCACAAACCUCUGGUCUCAGGCUUCCAAAGAGGCUGCAACAUCCCAGAAUGGAGUAGCGGGAGCAGAGGCCAUGAGAGCAGGGGCAGCACAAGUGACAACAGGGGGGGUCAUCCAGAGCACCCGCAGGAGGAGGAGGGCGUCUAAAGAGAUCAACCUGGAGACUCUAGCCCAGAAGGCAUCGGAAAUGGAGUCCCUGCCUGCUAAAGUUUUCAAGGAAGAUGGUCCUCCAGGCAGACAGGCCAGCAUGGUGCCCCUAGUUAUUCCUGUGUCUGUGCCAGUGCGUCCGAGUCAGACGGACCCCCAGGGUGACUGGCCACAGGGACGAGUCGGCCAGACCGAGCAGCAGCCGGCCCGGCCUGAUCGCAAGCCUUCUGUCAUUGUGGCUGGUCGCCGAUCGCUCAGAAGCACCAUCUCUGAGAGCUUUGGCCAGGAUGGGGAGAGCUAUCCAGAACAGGAUGAGGAUGGACAAUCCAAACCUAAGCGCCGCCCUCGGCCCGAGCCCCUCAUCAUUCCCCUUCCCAAACCCUCUUCGUUCAUCGCUCCAUCCGUCUACUCCAGCAUCACUGCCUACCAGAGCCACCUGCGCUCCCCAGUGCGCCUGCCAGACCACCCCCUCACCCUGCCGCCAUACACACCACCACCCAUCCUGUCUCCUGUGCGAGAGGGCUCAGGACUCUACUUCUCCACCUUCUUGUCCAGCAUUGCAGCAAGCACCCAAAGCCUGCCACCACCUCCGACUCCCAAGUCUGCUACCCGCAGCCUCCUGCGCUCCACGAGUUCAGACAUCACACCUCCAGUCCUGCCCUUGAUUGCCGACGCCACACCUGUCAGCUUUGAACCGCGCAUCAACAUUGGGCAGCAGUACCAGGCGGACAUUCCAGAGCUGCAGGAGCAUCAAGCCGCCCAGUUUGACCAGCACAAGGCCGACUUGGUUUGGCUUCCUUCGAAUGAGUCCCACCUCAAAAACGGCGACCAGGAGAGCUUGGAGGAUAUGAUGAGCCUGGCUUGUUCCAGUGUGUUCCGUGGAGGAGGCACCAAUCAGGAGCUGGCUUUGCACUGUUUACAUGAAUGUGGCUGCGAUUUCCUUGAAACACUGAAGCGUUUAAUGCUUGAGGACCCUAUCUUCCCCAAAGACCAUCACCUUGCAGGUUAUCACUACUCAGGUUCAGACAACUGGACUGCAGCAGAGAAGGGUUACUUCAACAAGGGCAUUGCAGCGUACAGAAAGGACUUCUUCAUGGUGCAAAAACUGGUGCAGACAAAGACCGUGGCUCAGUGUGUAGAAUUCUACUACACGUACAAGAAACAGGUGAAGAUCGGGCGCAACGGGAUCCUGACCUUCGGCCCUCCAGAUUCACCGGUGGACAAAGUCCCAGAGGCGGUGGUGGACGUUAAGAGUUCACAGCCGUCAAAACCGACUCGAGGGGAGGCAGAGGGCGAUGUGAAGAAGGAGGAAGCUUCCUUUGACCAGAGUGAAAACGGCAGGCUGGCGAAUGUUGCUCAUUCACUACAGGCUCACGACUAUGCAGGAGUGAUGCCGGUGCUCAAAGAGCAGGAGGAUGCGAACAGGGAGGCUCAGCCCCAUUCAGCACCUCGACGGCCUCGGCCUGAGGCUGCAGGAAAGAAGAGCAGACCGCCGUCAAAACCCCCACAGGAACCAGAGGGAGUGUUUCCCUGCAAGAAGUGUAACAGGGUGUUUUAUAAGGUGAAGAGCCGCAGUGCCCACAUGAAGAGUCACGCUGAGCAGGAGAAAAAGGCUGCAGCACUGCGCCAGAAAGAGGAGGAGGAGGAGCGAGCAGCCGCUGAGGCUCGGGCCAGGAAGGCAGCAGCAGCAGCAGCAGCAGCAGCAGCAGGAGCCGAUCUGGACGGUAAUGGGAAUGGAGGAACAGAGCAGACAGAAGUCAGUAGCCAGGAAGACUCAUCCGAGGGAGAAGAUGACGACGAUGAGGACUGGCACUGAGAGAGAAUGGGGGGGACAACAACAACAAAAAAAAAAAAAACAGUGAUAGAUGGACAGAUGGAAGGGUAAACAGGGUGAGAUAUGGAGGGAGUAGCUGCAGGAAUCAGAGAGGGCGAGAUGAAAAGAGAUGUGCUGCCCUGUGGAGCGCAGAGUAAGAACAAGAAAAGCAACAAUAAAACAGUUUUUUUUUUUUCCUCCGCAAAGCUUUUCAAGCUUUUUUUCCCCCGUUAAUCCUUCACACUCUUAACCCAGCCUCUGUGCUUCAGUCAUCCGCAGGGAGCCACUCUCCCCAUCAGCCAGGGAAUCACACUCCUGAUUUUUAGACGCAUUUGUAUCUUUUAACUUUCAAAACAAAGCCUAUAUUUUUGUAAAUGCACUUAUACUUGCUACUGCUUUUGCCAAUGUUUCCUCUUUUUUUGUAUCCUUUAUUUAAUUGAAUAUAUCAGAAUAUUAUACUUUUGCAUUGCAUGGCCUCAGUUUAAUGGUUGUGCUUUGAUGUUUCAUGAGAGGUUAUCAUUAAAAGAAGUGUUUUGCAAUAUUACUCCAGGAUCAAAGCAGUCUUUCACUUUAUACCCACAGUUUUCUCCUCAAUUAAAAUAGCAUAACAACUUGUAUUUAAAUUCUUCUCUCUUCUUAAGAAAAUACUAUGCUGAGUUUUACAAUUGCCAUCUGAUUUUUUUUAGGUUGGUUGCACACUUAAGGGACCUUUUUAAAAUGAAUGUGUACAAAAAGUAUAUAUAUCAAAUGCCAUACUAUAUUUAUGAUACUGCGUUUUGCAUCGAUUUUGGUAAUAUAAGAACUAAUCAUGUCAACAGCAUUUUGAAUUGUGAAUUUUGAAAAAGUUUAUUAAAAUUUCAACUGUU